Indicator indicator is the source of this 1545-nucleotide messenger RNA. RefSeq names its product hydrocephalus-inducing protein homolog. NCBI's taxonomy places the organism in Eukaryota, Metazoa, Chordata, Aves, Piciformes, Indicatoridae. Gene Ontology annotation, cellular component: axoneme. The record is from RefSeq and is a predicted model, not a curated record. Gene Ontology annotation, biological process: axonemal central apparatus assembly; cilium movement.
GAGGGAGAGGUGUGGCCAAACUGCUCAGCUGAGAUCCAGGUGACCUUUAAACCCCAGGCAGCCAGAGUCUAUGAAGCGAGGCUCUACUGUGACAUCUCAGGCCGUGAGGCCAGGCUGCCUCUGCACAUCCAAGGGGAAGGCCGAGGGCCCUGGCUCUGCUUCAGGUUCGACCAGCUGGACGUUGGGCAGGUGUUUGUUGGAUCAACCAACAAAUAUGAGGUGAUCCUGCACAACAAAGGAGCCAUCGAUGCUUGCUUCAGCUUGGUCUCUCCAACUACAACUCUGGGCUCCUGCUUCACCUUUUCCCCCUGUCAGGGCCUCAUUUUGCCGGAUGAGUUCCAAGUCAUCCAGAUCUGCUUCUGUCCCUCUGUCCUGGGACACUUCACAGAAGAAUUCCGGUUCAGUGUGGAAGGAUCCCCUGAGCCUGUGACCUUGACUGUCAGGGGCUGUGUCACUGGACCCACUUUUCACUUCGAUGUCCCUUGCCUCUGGUUCGGGGAUGUCUCCUUCGGCUUUCCUCACAGCCUGUCCUGUCGCCUCACCAACACCUCCUUGGUGCCCAUGGCCUUCACCCUCCGCGUGCCCGGGGACGGCGUGGCAGAGCCCAGCGUGCCCAGUGCUGUCCAGGUGCUGGACAACUCUCGCCCCUCCUGGAAGAAGAGAGCCAAGAGGCGCCUCAGGCCCUGCGAGUUCACCAUCAGCCCUUGCAGAGGCACCAUCCGUGCCCUGAGCUUCGUGGACAUCCAGGUCACCCUCUGUUCCAACACUGUGGGCACGUACGAGCUGGCACUGGUGGUGGAUGUGGAAGGUGUGGGCCAGGAGCUGUUGUCACUGCCCCUCAUAGCCAGGUGUGUGGUUCCUCAUCUGCGAGUGCUCAACCCCGUGGUGACCUUUGGCCGCUGCUACCUGCAGUUCCCUGCCCGGAAGAUGCUGACCCUGGUGAACAACAGUGACCUGCCAGGCUGCUACGGGCUUCUGCCUCAGGAGCACCAGGAGGAUGCUGCUGUGCUGUACUCCAGCCCCGUGCCCUGUGGGAUCAUUCAGCCUCAUAGCUCCGUGGAGGUGCCCCUGAGCCUGGAGGCACAGGUGACAGGGGAGCAGUACACUCCUGCCCGGGUGGCUGUGUUUGGGCGUGCAAGGCGACCACUGGAAAUCUAUUUGGUGAGCAUUGGAGAAGGCCCAGUUGUCUCCGUGCAGCCCAGCCAGAUCAAUUUUGGCAGCAUCCAAGUUUUCCAGGAGGCCUCACGGAGUCUGCACCUCUGCAAUCAGACCCCGAUCCCUGCAGCCUUCCACGCAGAGGUGUCUGGCAGAGGCUCGUGCUGGAGGAUCGAACCCAGCCAAGGAGUGAUUCCCCCCGAGAGCGAGGUGUCAGUGUCUGUCAUAGCAAACCUGGCUGACACUGAGCAGUUCCAGGCCGAGGUGCAGCUGCUGGUGGAGCACAGCCGUGGCUACGUCAUCCCCGUGCAGGCCGUCGGCGUCGGCACCACCAUCGUCACCGACAGAGCCUUGGCUCCGGCGCUCAAGCUGGGCACUCGCUUCAGGUAG